CUGGGCACGGAGAUGGUGCGCGCCAGAGUCGCCGCGGCGCAGGCGGACAUGCUGCAGGUGCGCACCAUGGUGCGCCGCGCGCGGCUCGUCUUCGAGGCGCUCCGGGGCCGCUACCACCGCAACCCCGAGCACCACCACGCGGGCCGCAACCGGGCCGACAUGCGGGCCCUCAGCGCCAUGAUCGACGGGGGGCUCUGCCUCUACCGCGACGUGCGCAUAGUCGGCCCCGUCCCCGGCGUCUUCGUCGGUGACGUCUUCAACUACCGCGCCGAGCUCAUCGUCGUGGGUCUCCACAGCGCCACGCAGGCUGGCAUCGGCUACGUGCCCGCCAGCCACCUCAGCGAGGGCCACCCCGUCGCCACCAGCAUCGUGUCCUCGGGCGCCUACCUCGACGACCACGACAACGGGGACGUCUUGCUGUACACGGGGAGCGGCGGCCGCCCGCGCAACGGCGGCGACCACUCCUCCGACCAGGAGUUCCAGCGCGGCAACCUCGCCCUCGCGUACAGCUGCAAGUACGGCGUCGAGGUGCGCGUCAUCCGCUGCCACGACUGCGACGCCAGCCCCAGCGCCAAGCUCUACGUCUACGACGGGCUUUACAAGGUCGAAUCUUCCACCUACGGCCCCGGCAAGUCCGGCCGCGAGGUCUGCCAGUUCAAGCUCGUGCGCCUGCCAGGCCAGGACGCGCUCGGCAGCAACACUUGGCGCGCCGCCAGGGACCUCACCAACGCGCUCGACGCCAAGAUCCGGCCGCCCGGCUACCUCACGAUGGACAUGUCCACGGGCAAGGAGGCGGUCGUCGUCCCCGUCCGCAACACAGUGGACCAGGACUUGUCUCCCCUCGAGUUCGAGUACCUCGCACGCCCCGAGCUCCCGGCGGUGCCCAAACCGGCGAGGCGCGUCCACAAGUGCUGCAUCUACGGCAAGACGGCGUGCGCGGCGUCCGGCUGCGCCUGCGUGAAGAGAAACGGCGGGGGCGGCCCGGCGUACAGUGCCGACGGCACGCUCGUGAGGGGGCGGCCGGUGGUGUACGAGUGCGGCGCGUCCUGCGGGUGCCCGCCUGGGAGCUGCCCCAACCGGGUGACGCAGCGCGGUAUGAGGCACCGGCUGGAGGUGUUCCGGUCCAAGGAGACGGAAUGGGGCGUGAGGACGCUGGACCUGAUCCAGCCGGGCGCCUUCAUCUGCGAGUUCACCGGGGACGUGGUCGCAGCGGAUCACCCCCGGGUUGCCAACGCGAACGGCAAUGCCAGUGCUGCCGGCGCGUCGACGGAGGAGUGGGGCGGCUUCGUGGACCCGAGGAAGUUCCCGCCGAGGUGGAGGGAGUGGGGGGACGCCGGCGAGGAACCACCCCGGUUCGCGCAGUGCCCGGCGCCGGGGUACGUGAUCGACGUGUCCACCAGGAGGAACUUGGCGGCCUACAUCUGCCACAGUGGAGCACCAAACUCGUUCGUCCAGCUGGUGGUCCGCGGCGACGAGGACGAGUCGUGCCCCCACCUGAUGGUGUUCGCAAUGGAGACCAUCCCACCCAUGCGCGAGCUCAGCAUCGACUACGGCGUCGAUCAGUGAUCGUGAUCCAUCAGCAAUGUUAUGUCCUAUUUAUCCUCGUCUUCAUUUUCAGUUGCCAUGAAUCCGUUCUGUCAUUGUGGUUGGUUGUAGCACAUGGAUGGAUGAAAGGGAGUAACCUUUCGCUC
Hordeum vulgare subsp. vulgare (domesticated barley) is the source of this 1691-nucleotide messenger RNA. RefSeq names its product histone-lysine N-methyltransferase family member SUVH2-like. The transcript has a single exon. NCBI's taxonomy places the organism in Eukaryota, Viridiplantae, Streptophyta, Magnoliopsida, Poales, Poaceae. The record is from RefSeq and is a predicted model, not a curated record. Gene Ontology annotation, cellular component: nucleus. Bases 13 to 1566 code for a protein of 517 amino acids. Gene Ontology annotation, molecular function: zinc ion binding; histone methyltransferase activity; protein binding.